AUCACAUGGCAGCAACUCAAUGCAUUUAAGCAUGUAAACGUGGACAAGAUGAUCUGCCACAGUUCAGACCGAGCAUCAGAAUGGAGAAAAAAGUAAAGUUGAGUCUCCUGAGCUCACACGGUCAGCCGCGUUCAAAAUUGACAAGAAGUCUCCCCCGCUGCCUGGUUGAUCUUCCCCCACCCCACUGGAUUAAAGUCUUCAGGCUGAAGAUGCUCCCUUGAACCAGCAGCUGAACAAAGAACAUCCCGUAGAAACUCGAGGAAGACACAGCCACCUGCUUUAAUAACCUCCUCUUCCAGCCAGAGUCAACAUGCCGCAGCCUGAAGCCCAGCAGACGGCUCCACGAGCAUCCACAGAAGCCACAGACACAGCAGCUCUGUACGUGCGGCGGGGGAGAACUGCUCUGUGGGUGACCAUUUCCCUGCUGGUUCUGGCUCUGGUGCUUCUGACUGUGGGUCUGCUCUCAGCCACCCGCACAGACAACAUUCCUGCUUCAGGAUAUUAUCCUGGCAUUGCACUCAGUUUUGGAGCCUUUCUGGGUAUUGUUGGCAUCUACCUGGUGGAGAACCGCAGACCCAUGCUUGUGGCAGCGAUAAUCUUCAUCAGUAUCGGAAUCAUUGGAUCCUUCCUCUGCGCCAUUGUGGAUGGGGUCAUUGCGUCAGAGUUCAUAGACAUUAGGCCUUUACAAGAGGGUCUCUGUGAUUAUUAUACCAGUGGAAGUGGCUAUGCUUAUGACAGCUACAGUGUAGAGAGGACAUGCAGCAAACACUGCACACUCAAAGUGAAGAGCAACACCUGCUACUGCUGCUACCUGUACAACUGUGAAAGUCCAGAGUACCACACACGCUACUACCAGUUCGAGGGGGUGAACAGCUGCUGGGAUGUGAUCCACAUGUACCGUCUCAUGUGGGCCUCUGUGGUUCUCAACGUAAUCAGCUUGUUCCUGGGCAUCAUCACUGCCGCCAUCCUGGGAGCGUAUAAGGACAUGGAGAAGCCAUGUCCUCAGGUCGCUCCAAGUCCAGCUCCUCCUCCUCACAUCCUAUACAACCCCAACCAGCACAUGCUCUCCUACUCCGGCUUCUGCCCCACGGCGCAGGCCCUCCCCGCCUACCCUAACUACCCCAUACCCAUGCAAAACACCAACAACUUCCAGCCACCUGCUACACCUCAGAUGAUCCCCGACGGAGGCUCCACCCCCUGCUCCUCCGAGGAGAACCAAAGCCAGAUGCCCUCCCAGGUCAACAUGCAGCCACAGGCGCAGGGAGCCACCCAGGACCCGGGGGGAUACAUGCUGACCCCCAACGCUCCAGCUCUGUACGGAUCCUCCUACAGCCCCUUCGAGAAACCCCCACCGUACGCCUGCUGAUGCAGCACAACUUAGAAGAAUUCACGAGCUCAACCAUUACAAGUCGAUUCAACGCGCACAUAAAGCUGCUGCAGACGAUUCCAUAAGAGAACCAACGUUUGAUCAUGUUUAGGAAGCGAUGCAGCAGCUGGUUUUCUCAAAAGAUGCAAGAAGAAAAAUAAAGCCUAAUUAAUCAGAAUCUUCAAUUUUUAUGCAACGAUAUACUAAAAUUGUUUAGAAAUAUCUCCUUUUGUGUUGGCGUUAAAGCUGGACUUCAGAUGCUGACACAAACAUGUUUCUGCGUUACACUUUAGCUACAUCCACUUAGAAGAAAAGGGCUUCACGAAACAUCUAGAAAUAAACCUUCUGUUGGUUCUGCUUUUGUGUAAAUCAUGUGCACUUUAAAGUCAACUCACUGUAUUAUUGAUGAUGCUUGUUAACUGUUGUGUACUCUUAGCGCCACUCUUAAAUCUAUUUGUUCUUCAUGUGUUGUGAAGUAAAGGGCUUUGAGAACGUAUGAGCUUAAACAGAACUCCACUUCUCAGAAAAUGUCUUUUUUUGUUGUUGGCACCUGCGUUCAGACGUUUUUUGUUUUCUUGAAACAAGCUCAACAAAAUGACACAAUCUUGGAAAUGUAUCAUCCCUGAGCUUCUCAUGUUAGCACUUUAGCACAAAUCUGAAUUGAUCAUUAAGUGUAUCUUGUAUUGUCUCGACUGUGCAUUGUUUUAAAGAUGUCAAACAAUUCCAUUUAAUCAUUGAGCAAUAAACCAUCUCUGCACUCAUCUUCCAGCAUGACAUGAUGACUUCCUGCCAGCACUAAUGCUAACCCACAAAAUUUAGCUUUACUAAAACAAGGAAAAAUAAAAGAGAAUGCGCACAAUGAACAAAAAGCUUUUAUUUUUUUUAAAUAGGAGUCUCACUGUUGAGGAAGGUCAGGGCGACUUCACUCAGCAUUGUACACAUACUGGCAGUUUAAAGUGAAAAAUAAAAACAGGAAUAAAAUAUAAUAAUAAAGUUCAAGAUACAACACAUAGGA
Molecule: messenger RNA, 2381 nt
Organism: Oryzias melastigma (Indian medaka)
Lineage: Eukaryota; Metazoa; Chordata; Actinopteri; Beloniformes; Adrianichthyidae
Product: transmembrane protein 255B
Exons: 10
Coding region: 311-1366 (351 amino acids)
Source: RefSeq, a predicted model, not a curated record